AUGAAUGUGGUUGAAGUUCUCCCUUCUCCGGCGAGUGCCGCUCUCCCCCCUACCGUCUCCGCCAACGUGAAAAGGAAGAGGGCGAAAUAUCGACAUGUGAUAGCUUGUCACUCCGAGGUGCGACACUCGUGUCUUAGCCGGGAUUCUCACGAUGUCCCGAGUUUCAUAGGCUUUCGCAACCUCAUGGUCGUCGUUUUGGUGGCUAUGAACCUUCGGCUCGUGAUUGAAAACUCCCUCAAGUAUGGUGUCUUAAUCUGCAUCAAGUGCCACGACUACCGAAAGCAAGAUGUGGUCAUUGGAGCGAUUCUUUUUGUCCUGGUCCCAUGCCAGCUACUCUGCUCGUAUUUCAUUGAGUUGACCGCGUCAAGGCAUGCUGCGCGAAUUGUUGGUCAAGCAAAAAAAGAGGACAAAGUCUUGCAGGAGUCCAGGGCAACCUGGUUCUACAUUGCGUUGUUGCACUCCGUGAUCACCAUCUCGGGGUUGGUGGGGACGAGCUAUAUUAUAUACUACUAUAUUAAUCAUCCUGGGAUUGGUACCCUGUGUGAGCUGCAAGUGAUCAUUGUGUCACUUAAAUCAUACUCCUACGCAUUAACCAAUCGGGAUCUACGGCGAGCCAUGCUUGGCUCCUCCUCGGCCGAUUUCGAAAUCCCCAAACUCUACUCGACCUGCCCUUAUCCCAAGAACAUCACUGUGGGAAACCUGGCGUACUAUUUGCUGGCGCCCACGCUGGUCUACCAACCUGUAUAUCCCCGAACACCCCGCAUCCGCUGGUCUUUUGUGGGCAAGCGCUUGUUCGAGUUUGUUUGCCUAGCGGUGGUUAUUUGGCUCCUCUCUGCGCAGUACGCCGCACCACUGUUGCGAAAUGCGACUGAAAAGAUCGCGACUCUGCACAUCACCUCUAUCCUCGAGCGCGGGUUGAAGCUCUCUACAAUCUCUCUUGUCAUCUGGUUAGCUGGGUUUUAUGCCCUCUUCCAGUCCCUGCUGAAUGGACUGGCCGAGGUGAUGCGGUUUGGAGACCGCGAGUUCUACACGGACUGGUGGAACAGUCCCAGUUUUGGCGUGUACUGGCGAUCCUGGAAUCGCCCCGUCUAUACCUUUAUGAAGAGGCAUGUGUACAUGCCUUUAGUCACGCGAGGCUGGAGCUCCUUUGCUGCGGGCCUGGUCGUCUUUACCGUCUCUGCCGUUCUGCAUGAGAUCCUCGUGGGGGUUCCCACACAUAAUCUGAUUGGAGUCGCAUUUCUGGCUAUGUUGUUUCAGCUCCCAUUAAUCUUCCUCACUGCACCGUGCGAGAAAUUCAAAAAUCCCCUAGGCAAGGCAAUUGGCAAUUCUAUUUUUUGGAUCACAUUCUGUGUCGUUGGCCAGCCGCUCGGUGCACUGCUGUAUUUCUUUGCAUGGCAGGCGAAAUACGGCAGUGUCAGCCGGACCCAGGUUUAGAUAGUUCUGGAUAGAGGAUAUCGGGUAUACAUGCACACAUCGGAAUCAUUGUAACAGGUAAAUAUUUAUCUUAUAAGGUUCUUGCAAAAAGGAUAGUUAGUUAUCGAAUAUUGCACAUGUCCGAAGACUUAUUAGCG
Molecule: messenger RNA, 1571 nt
Organism: Aspergillus ochraceoroseus IBT 24754
Lineage: Eukaryota; Fungi; Ascomycota; Eurotiomycetes; Eurotiales; Aspergillaceae
Product: putative diacylglycerol O-acyltransferase (DgaT)
Exons: 5
Coding region: 1-1434 (477 amino acids)
Biological process (GO): triglyceride biosynthetic process
Cellular component (GO): endoplasmic reticulum membrane
Molecular function (GO): diacylglycerol O-acyltransferase activity
Source: RefSeq, a predicted model, not a curated record